This is a messenger RNA of Syngnathus typhle (broad-nosed pipefish), 1587 nucleotides long. Its product is annotated as collagen and calcium-binding EGF domain-containing protein 1-like. Lineage: Eukaryota; Metazoa; Chordata; Actinopteri; Syngnathiformes; Syngnathidae. Gene Ontology annotation, molecular function: calcium ion binding. The record is from RefSeq and is a predicted model, not a curated record. Bases 223 to 1389 code for a protein of 388 amino acids. The transcript has 11 exons.
UAAAACCAAAAGGGGGGAUUAGAGGCAGCCCAGUGGACUGCAAAGUCCUCCUUCUCCGCUUCAGUGCGUCGAGUCAGCGUGGACGGCACAGUGCAGGAGGGAUUGCUGCUCACAUGCGUGCGACACCCCCCUGCCGUCCUGCCAGAGGACCAAAUAGUCUUCUUUUGGUAUUUGGAGGCAGCAUGUGAAGAAGUGAAGGAACUUCGGGGGGGGGCAUCGUUCAUGGACAUGGGUCAUAUUGAUGGUGCCACUCUACUAGCGUUUGGCGCCGCCAUGUGUGCGGCGCUGCUUUGCGGCUCGGGUGUCAGCUCCAUCAGGACCACACAUGAGAUGGACGCUUCAAGCGGCAAGUGUCCCGACAAUAAAAUUCUAACCGUGGAGUAUCCUUGCGUCCAAGCUGGAGGGAAGAGCGGUACUUGCUUCAGGAGGAAAUGCUGUGAGGGCUUCAGGUUUGUGAUGGGCAGGUGCUUACCUGAAAGCGUGGACGUGUGUGCCGAGUCGCCGUGCGAGCAACAGUGCACAGACAAUUUCGGACGGGUGGUGUGUACAUGCUAUCGAGGUUAUCGUUUCGAUCGGGAGAGACACCGCAACCACCAAUCUCCUUAUUGUCUUGACAUAGACGAAUGCAAGGAGUCUGGCGGCAACGUGUGCGAGCAUGAGUGCGUCAACACGGGUGGCAGCUACUUGUGUCGAUGCCAAAGUGGAUACCUUCUGGCUCCCGACCAACAUUCAUGCAUCGCCGUGCACAACUUGAGUUCAUCAGGAAAGUCAGACACGCUAAUGAGCGCGGGCACCUGCUCCUUUACCUGCCAGGACUUCAUGACCAUGAAAAGCAGUCUGCUGCAAAUAAAACUGAGGCUGGCCAGUCCGCAGGCUUCUGAUCUGCUGGCCAACCGCAGCGACAAACCUUCCCAUAGGAGGUCGGGAAAAAAUCCUGACAGAUUGUGCCGUCCUGGUCUACCUGGACCUCCAGGACCUCCUGGAGUCCCAGGUCACCCAGGGGGUCCAGGAGCUAGAGGAGACUCAGGCGAGGGAGGCCCCCCAGGUCCUCGGGGCCCCCGGGGGGACAUUGGACCCAUCGGUCCAGAGCCUGAUCUGAGACACAUCAAAAGAGGUCGCAGAGGACCAGUGGGACCACCCGGGGCCCCCGGAAGAGAUGGUUUAAAGGGUGAUAGAGGAGCCGAUGGUCCCAGUGGUCCCCCUGGCCCCCCUGGCUCCUUUGACUUCCUACUGCUGAUGAUGGCCGACAUUCGCAACGAUAUCAUCGAGCUUCAGGAGAAAGUGUUUGGAGAGAGAAGGGGCAUCUCGUUGGACUCUUAUCCCUCUGUCGGGGAGCCCGAUUUCACCGAGUGGGGGUCCGGCCAAGGGGACCUCAUGUUCAGUACCUGAACUUAUUGGAAUGCUGCUGGUGACAUUAUCAGAAAAAAUGAGAAUUCUUGAAGGACAUAAUGGACUUGAAAGGACAAGCCUUAUUGCUAGCGUUCUCUCCUAUUGCUGCAGGUUAGCAUGCAAGCACAGAUUCUCGCCUGGAAUUUGAAUUCUUUAUUGUCAGUGUGCACUGAGUGGGAAUAAAGUCAUAUUCUCUGA